Messenger RNA from Dracunculus medinensis (Guinea worm), 474 nucleotides. The record is from the annotation of a GenBank genome assembly. Lineage: Eukaryota; Metazoa; Nematoda; Chromadorea; Rhabditida; Dracunculidae.
AUGAAGGGUAGAAUUGUAGAAGCUCGAGCGGCUAUUGAAGGUGAUGGUAUAACAGGAACAAUCACCUUGAAGCAAGAAGGAGAAAUUUCAUCAACAUCAAUAAGAGGACAAAUUAAUGGACUAAAUUCGGGUGAAAAUGGAUUACGAAUAUAUAAUAUGAGUCGAUGCACUUCCAUUGGUCCAAAAUUUAAUCCAAAUGAUCAACUUUUACACAAUCUCGGUAAUUUGGUCGUCAAUAGUACUGGUAUUGCAACAAUUAAUAUAAUUACUCCACUUCAAGGACCAAGGUCAGUGAUUGGCUGCAUCAUAGUUAUUCUCUCGACGAUCGAGGAUUUUCGUCAAAAUUUUACACAAAUGGUAGUUACUACUCAUAGUGAACAGCAUCAAGAACAACAGCAACAGCAACAGCAACAACAGCAAACACGAAAGCCUAAAGCUGGUUGUGGUAUUAUUGAAAUGAUUCGGUCUGCCUAA